This is a messenger RNA of Penicillium daleae, 288 nucleotides long. RefSeq lists its product as uncharacterized. NCBI's taxonomy places the organism in Eukaryota, Fungi, Ascomycota, Eurotiomycetes, Eurotiales, Aspergillaceae. The record is from RefSeq and is a predicted model, not a curated record. The transcript has 2 exons. The coding region runs from base 1 to 288 and encodes 95 amino acids.
AUGUUGUCCGCGAAGAGCGCGAUGAAGGAGCUCGUGGGUGAUCGCUCUCCCACUAUUCACGCGCGAGAUUCCUACUUCUCCGCGCCCAGCCUCAGCACUGCUCUCGCAGACCAGGAGCUGGAGACAGCAAUCUCCUGUCGCUUCCAGGGUAAAGCUGUGAACCAAGCCGACAUGCAUCUCUCAGCGCCAGCUCCUGUACCGCCUCAGCUCGGAUGCAGCCCGGUACAUAUGAAGCCAAUCAUCGUGGCAGAUUGGCGAUCAGACCAGCCCCUAGGCCAGCCGGAUUAG